AUGGCUUUUCGCCUCGCUGAUCUCAAACUUCGCCGCCGUGGAUCGACCUUGCGCCUUCUCUCUGCUAUUCUAGCGGCCAUCACACUCUACCUCAUCUUCUUCUCGCACCACGACCUCAUUUGCCCUCUUGCUCAAGGUGACGUCCGUCCGUCUUAUCCUCCCCGCCGCCCCUAUCCUCUCGACCUGCCCCCACAAGAGGUCUACAUGACCUUUCUCUCCUCUGGAGAUAUCCCAGAGUACUUUACAUCCACCUGUGUUCUCCUAUACUCUCUUCGCUACUCUGUAACCACUCGGGACCAGGCAAGACCGUUCUUUGUGCACGUCACAGAACUGACACCGCCAGAAUGGAUCGAGAAACUCUACUCGCUCGGCGCGUCCAUCGUCCAUACCCCACUAGUCCAAGGUCUGCCCGAAAGACCGACAGAACGGAGGUAUAAGGAUAUGUACACAAAGCUGGCGAUGUGGAACAUGACGCAGUUCUCGAGGAUACUCUUUCUCGAUGCGGAUCAUAUCGUCUUGAAAUCGCUUGAAGGUAUUUGGGAUGACCCGACGAGUCGAGCUGAGAAUGGGGUUGCAGCGCUGGGAGCUGGGAAGCGGGGGUAUAUGCCAGAGUAUGGUUAUUUCUCGGCAGGGUUUAUGAUGGUGAGGCCGAAUGAGGAUCUGUUCGGGGACAUGCUGGGCACGAGAGAGUUCAAUCCCCAGUGGAGAGAGCAGGCGCUACUCAACAAAUACUUUGUCCACUCUGGCCGACGCCCAUGGGGCAGACUAGACGGAAAGUACCAAAGGAUUCAACCAACAUACGAGCACGUGGAAGACGGCAUUCACGCGCUGCAUGAGAAAGUUUGGGAAGAAGGAAUAGAUGAGCGGAUACGAGCACUCUGGUUCGAGACGCUGGAAGAGGCGGAACAGUUUUUCGAAGAGAAUGAGGGGACGGAGGUGGAAUCUUGGGAGCUUAUAAUACGGUAG
Molecule: messenger RNA, 966 nt
Organism: Cryptococcus wingfieldii CBS 7118
Lineage: Eukaryota; Fungi; Basidiomycota; Tremellomycetes; Tremellales; Cryptococcaceae
Exons: 3
Coding region: 1-966 (321 amino acids)
Biological process (GO): protein N-linked glycosylation
Molecular function (GO): glycosyltransferase activity
Source: RefSeq, a predicted model, not a curated record